This is a messenger RNA of Acomys russatus (golden spiny mouse), 1795 nucleotides long. It is a transcript of the gene Parpbp, whose product is annotated as PARP1 binding protein. Gene Ontology annotation, biological process: negative regulation of double-strand break repair via homologous recombination. Gene Ontology annotation, cellular component: chromatin. Lineage: Eukaryota; Metazoa; Chordata; Mammalia; Rodentia; Muridae. The coding region runs from base 74 to 1795 and encodes 573 amino acids. The transcript has 11 exons. The record is from RefSeq and is a predicted model, not a curated record.
CUUCGCCUUCCGGCAUCCCCGCUGCACCACUCCGGCCUCUACCUGCACCCGCCUGGGUCGCUGAACUAGGAGAAUGACUGUGUGUAAUCAGACGUCUGUCUUGGACAUGAUUAAAGAGUUUAGAAGGAAUUGGCGUGCUCUUUGUAACUCUGAAAGAACAACGUUAUGUGGUCCAGACUCCAUGCUUUUGGCACUGCAGCUUUCCAUAGCAGAAAGCAACAAACAGCACAAUGGAGAAUUUACAGUCUGUCUCAGUGAUGUCUUACUGACGUGGAAAUACCUCUUACAUGAGAAACUGAACUUGCCCAUUGAAAGUAUGAAAGUGGUUGACCACUAUGAAGACAUUAAGAAUACAUAUGAUGAUUUCUUGAAGAACAGUAAUAUGCUAGAUCUGAUUGAUGUUUAUAAAAAAUGUAGCACCUUGACUUCUAAUUGUGAGAAUAACAUGAUGUCCUCUAUUCAACUACGGGAUUUUCUGUCUGGCACAGAGUGUGCAGUAAAUGACGAAACUAGCCCUCAUAUACCAGCAUCCCCAGUGACAUGCAACCGGAGCGAUGAGCAGGUGUGGCUACUGGCAAAGACCAUUUUCUUUUCCUAUUUGAGCCUGCUAGUGAAUUCAAGGAAUGACCUGGCCCUGGCUCAUAUUCUCAACAUCCCUGACCGAGGACUGGGAAGAGAGGCCUUCACCAGCCUGAAGCAUGCUGCUCGAGAGAAACAAUUGUCUAUGUUUUUGAUGGCCACGUCAUUUGUUAGAGCGUUAGAGCUUGGAGGGAAAGGCUAUGCGCCGUCACCGGCAGAUCCUUUAUGGGCACAUGCCAAAGGGCUGUCUGACUUCAUUCAUUUCAUCGGCAAGUUAGAGGAAAUCCUCGGAGAGAUACCCAGUCCAAGCCUUGCAGGGGGUCGGAUAUUAUUGGUGAUAAAGACACAGCUGACCAAAGGCCACAGCAGUGGGGAUCCUUUCUAUAAAGCAGUGGAGGAGGUUGUUCAGGAUUUGAAUUUGAGGAUUAAAAAUAUUAUCAAUUCUCAAGAAGAUGUAGCUGUCAGCUCCACCAGCCUCAGUCCUGCACCGCCAAAAUCUUUUGCCAUAAACCAUGACACUGCAUACUGUGGCAGAGAUGCUGUGAAAAUGUUGCUGAUUCUUUUGGACGAAGAUGCGGCCAGUGCCCCGACCAGGAACAGAGCAGACCUUUUAUGUAAUGAUGAGAGCACACUUCCUCACAGCGGGAUGUCUCUCCUCACACUCUUCAGGUCUCCCACACAAAUGAAUAACACAUCAAUUAAACCCCUCAGAGAGAGAAUCCAUAAAUCAAUGCAAGUGGAAAAAAAUAAGAUGAGGCAGACAUUGAUUAGAUCACAGUUUGCUUGCACUUAUAAAGACGACUACCUGAUGAGCAAGAAUAAAUGGGAUGUUCAUUUAUCAUCAAAGCCGUUGUGUGCUCUGCACUUGGAAAAUGAUGCUUCUGAGGGAGCACACUCAUCUGUUGGAAGAGCAGGACCUGAAACAAGUUCUGAAAAUGUGCAUCUGGGCAAGUAUAAAGAUGACAAAAUGUUAAGAAAAUCUACAGAAAAGAAAAUAUCAAAAAGGAAACAGAUGGAUUUUGACAGUGAGAAUGUUCACUGUGAUAAUGGAAACGAACUGCACCAACAUAAAGAUGUUAAGAUCCCUAAAGCACCCAAUGACGCACGCAGUAAAGCUGGUGGCAAGCUAGCCCGAGGGGCAAAAGGCAGUAGGUGUGCUGCCAAGGUCAAACUGAUUCCUGGCCAGACCAAGAUAAGUCAGUUUUUUAGGCUAUGA